This is a messenger RNA of Aspergillus niger, 1023 nucleotides long. RefSeq lists its product as uncharacterized. Gene Ontology annotation, molecular function: oxidoreductase activity; zinc ion binding. Lineage: Eukaryota; Fungi; Ascomycota; Eurotiomycetes; Eurotiales; Aspergillaceae. The transcript is spliced from 6 exons. The record is from RefSeq and is a predicted model, not a curated record. Bases 1 to 1023 code for a protein of 340 amino acids.
AUGAAGGCUCUUCGCUAUGAGAAGCCAGAGUCGCACGGCAUUGUCGACGUCCCGCUGCCUGAGCUCCGUGACAACGAUGUCUUGAUCAAAGUCAAAGCCUGCGGUGUCUGCGGAACCGACCUGCACAUCCACGAGGGUGAAUUCAUUGCCAAGUUCCCUCUAGUCCCCGGUCACGAAACUGUCGGUGUUGUCGCCGCCGUCGGCCCCAAGGUCAAGGGCUUCAACAUCGGUGACCGCGUCGUCGCCGACAACUCCGAGCUCUGCGGCGAGUGCUUCUACUGCCGUCGCGGCGAUGAGCUGUUCUGCGAACACUUCGAAGCCCACGGUGUUACCAUGAACGGUGGCUUUGCUGAAUACUGCGCGUACCCUGCUGGCAGGGUAUUCAAGAUCAAGAACCUUUCUGAUGUGGAUGCCACGUUGUUGGAGCCGGCGAGCUGUGCGGCGCAUGGUUUGGAUAAGAUUGCGCCGAAGAUGGGGUCGUCGGUGCUGUUGUUUGGGGCCGGGCCGACUGGUUUGAUCCUGGCUCAAUUGCUCCGCCAAUGCGGUGGCUGCCGCGUGGUGGUCGUCGCGCCCGAGGGAUUGAAGAUGGAUCUGGCCAAGUCGCUGGAUGCAGGUGAUGAGUAUGUUGCGCUGUCGCGACAGGAUCCUAGCGCACAGUUCCAGAAGCUGAAGGACGAGAACCCCUACGGGUUUGACAUUGUUGUUGAGGCCACAGGUAGUGUCAAGAUCUUGGAGGACUCGAUCAACUAUGUCCGCAGAGGUGGUAAGCUGGUCGUGUAUGGAGUUUAUUCCAACAAGGACCGUGUGUCUUGGCCUCCUAGCAAGAUCUUUGGUGACGAGAUUACUAUCCUUGGCAGCUUCUCUGAGGUGUACAAGUUCCCUGCGGCGAUUGACUACCUCGACUCGGGCAAGGUCAAGGUCAAGGGCAUUGUCAACAAGACGUUCAAGAUUGAUCAGUGGGAGGAGUGUCUGGCGGCGAUGAAGAACAAGACGGCCAUUAAGGCGGCGAUUACUUUUGAUUAG